AUGGUAAUUGAUUAUCUUUUUCAUCUUGAUUUUAUAUACUUAUUUCUAUGUACAGUUAAUUAUCAGUUCUCGAAUCUUGAAACCCUUUUACUCGUUUGUCUCUUCCAUUUCUCUUCAGCUACAGGCAGGAAACUCAAUGAGUUAGUCCAAGACCCACCUGCUGUGCCGUUAUUAUACCACGACGGCCCACUUCUUUCCGGUCAGAUUUCUGUUAAUCUCAUCUGGUACGGCAAUUUCAAACCUGCCCAAAGAGAUAUAGUCUCUGAUUACUUCAAUUCUCUUUACAUCACACCUAAAAGUACUCAAUCUCCUUCAGUUUCGUUGUGGUGGAAAAAAGUUGAAAAGUACUACAAUCUUCCAUAUUCUUCCGAGAAACCCACUUCUUUGGUUUUGAAAUCAGGGAGACAAAUCUUGGAUAAUAAAUAUUCAUUGGGUAAAUCUCUUAACAAUAAGAAAAUUGUUAGAUUAGCAUCAAGAGGUGAACAGAGUAACGCAAUCAAUGUUGUGUUAACUUCAGCAGAUGUUACUGUUGAUGGGUUCUGUUCAGGUAGAUGUGGUACUCAUGGUUCUUCAUAUUCUGCAUCAAAGAAAACAAAAUUUGCAUACAUUUGGGUUGGUAACUCUGAGAUUCAAUGUCCCGGGCAAUGCGCUUGGCCUUUCCACCAGACGAUUUAUGGACCUCAGGGUUCACCAUUAGUUGCACCAAACAAUGAUGUUGGUAUUGACGGUAUGGUUAUCAAUCUUGCUAGUUUAUUAGCUGGUACUGCGACAAAUCCUUUCGGAAAUGGGUAUUAUCAAGGACCAGCUGGAGGCUCGUUAGAAGUCUCUUCGGCUUGUACUGGUAUAUACGGCAAAGGAGCUUACCCUGGUUAUCCAGGGAAUUUGCUAGUUGAUUCGAGUACGCGUGCAAAUUAUAAUGCGAAUGGAGCUAAUAGAAGAAAGUACUUGUUACCUGCAUUGUUUGAUCACUCAACUUCCACUUGUUGUACUCUAGUGUAAAACAGGUGGUGGUAUGAAGUACGAACACUACAAAAAACUUAAUAUAUUGCAGCAUCCUAUGGUUAUGGCAUAAACCCCUAUUAGUGUCGCGAUAGGCUAUGUAGCAAGAAGUCUUUAUUGCGGUACCUAUCUUUAUUGGUGCAGAAAGAGAUUAUAUUUUUUUGCCUCACUCUUUUUUCAUAUUGUUGCUACAUUUGUGUGGCAAAAGUUUCAUUUUGCAUCAGGAAAUUAUAGUUUUUAGCUACAGUUUAAAUGUAUUGUGACUAGAAAUUUAUUUUUGCAACACCUA
Molecule: messenger RNA, 1288 nt
Organism: Papaver somniferum (opium poppy)
Lineage: Eukaryota; Viridiplantae; Streptophyta; Magnoliopsida; Ranunculales; Papaveraceae
Product: protein EXORDIUM-like
Exons: 2
Coding region: 1-999 (332 amino acids)
Source: RefSeq, a predicted model, not a curated record